Molecule: messenger RNA, 3894 nt
Organism: Psilocybe cubensis
Lineage: Eukaryota; Fungi; Basidiomycota; Agaricomycetes; Agaricales; Agrocybaceae
Exons: 19
Coding region: 1-3894 (1297 amino acids)
Cellular component (GO): nucleus
Molecular function (GO): DNA (cytosine-5-)-methyltransferase activity; chromatin binding
Source: RefSeq, a predicted model, not a curated record
AUGAGCACAUAUCGUCUCGUUCCCUAUGUCGAAAUCAUUGUUCCACGUAAAACAGGAACUCGUAGGCGUUUGCCUUCUCCAACAAGUUCUGUUAGGUCCCCAUCUUCUGGGAAGCAGCAUGAAUCGGGAUCCAGUGAAUUAGAAACAUUCACGCGAUCUCCGAGAAAGAGGAGGAAAUUGAACACAGUAUCAGAGGAUGAGGAAACCACUGCUAGCUCAGAAUUUCUGACCAACAAUCCGCCUGAAUCCGAAACAAUUAUUGGUCAACAAGCUAUCACAGAUGAAGAUCAAUCUGAAUAUGAUGAAGCUGCGCGUCGUUCUCCUAGCUUGGGUGCUUUCUCUCAUGGCGAUGGCCCAGCCGUUGGUUACUACGUUCCCGACCACGAUGAAAUUGUCGAAGAUGAAUCACCUUUGCCAGACGAGACCUCUCCUGAAGAUUUGGAUGAGACUAAUGGCGAUAUACCCGUCCGUAUUCUCGAUGACUACACCAUUUAUAAUACAGCAACCAGGGAAAUAAUCCAUUUGGCUCAGCUCCUCCUUUUGGACUCCUCUGACACAAAAUACAGUGCUUCUGGGGUGGCGAAGGCAUGGAUAGACCCGGACAGCGAGGAAGAUGAAGUACUUUCGGCGGAAGACACUGACGAAAAUGAAACCUCUGUGGAAAGGCUGCAGCUUUCCAAAAUCCUUGAAUUCUGUGUCCACAAUCUGUUGGAGGGUCAAAAGGUCCUCGACCCCAAAAUCUACAUUCGCACAAAGUACGCGUGGUACAUACUGGGAAUUCCUUCAGCUAGUUACCUUCCUUACUUCGCUCCCUUCUGGACAAGUCACCGAAUACUCCAUCUCUUUAUCAAUUCUUGUCUCAAAAAUUAUCGAUUAACAUAUGAAGAGUUCAAGGAAAAUCUGCAGGACAUUGAUGCAGAAGAAGAUUCGGGUCCAAUCUCAGCGUCUGAUAUCCUUGGCCGCAAUUUAGAGUUAGAUCAAGAUUUAAACUCUGAUGAAACUAUUUGCCUUGAAAACUCCAUCAAGAUUUCGAGAGUUCCUGCAGUUCGAGAAAUCAUGGGCCCUGAACAUUACGAUUUUGACGUCGACAUUUCAUCGCAACGCUCGAAGAAAGAAAAGAAAUCACGACCUGCGUUCACUUCGAAAUCCAGCAACAAGGAAAUCGAAAUUCUUAGGAACAGGAACAACAAAACAUUCCUUACCGCCACUGUUAACGACAUUGCCAAAGAUUUCUUCCACGUGGCGAUGGAAGCUAUCCGUCAGGAGGAUGUCGACGAGACUGCAUCAGUCAAACUUCCGCGCCACAAGGGGCAUUAUACUGAUCCGUUGAAGAUCGUCUGGGGUGAUAGCUUUCCUGGAGGAAAGGUAUUUAAGAGUGCGACGGUCGAUGGUAUUGUCUACAAAAUUGGCGAUAUAGUUAUGGUCGAACCCGACGAUAAUUAUAAAGUCGAUGCAGCUGUGACUAAAUCUUCACAAACUGUGAACCAAUACGGGAAUAGAUACUGGUUCAUUCAGAUUCGCUAUUUCUUCGACAAGCUGGAACAGGGAAAGAAAAAUAAAAUGCUGCAUGGGGUCUGGCUCAGCCAUGGAAGCAAAACGAUACUUCAAGAGGCCGCACAUUCAAAGUCUUUAUUCUUCUUGAAUUCUUGCGACCACAUUCCUGUCAAUUCUAUAUUCAAAAAGUGUGAUGUCAACUACUUGAAGCCAGGGUAUCCUGAGCCGCCAGACAACGGUGCACCAGAUGCAACCGACUUUCACUGCAUGUUUUUACACGACGAGAACGACGCCUCAUUCUGUGAUAUCCCUGAGGAUGUCCUCGACUUCAGCAAUCUGGAUGAAGGCUACACUUGUUUCUCAUGUGACGAGGAAGAUCGUCGGAAAGCUAAUGAGGAACCCCGACAUUAUUCGGACAGGGUCUGUGUCGACGGUGUGGACUAUCAUCUGCACGACUUUGUCUACAUCCAGCCGACCAGGGACGGCCGUCGCCUCCUUGAGAUUGGGCAGAUCGUCACUUUGCACGACUCUGACCGCAUCUCUAUCAAUAUGCUCGGCCGGUACGACGAAUAUGUCGAACACCAGAAGAAGACUGCAGAUUCGGAAACGGAUCUCGUAUCGGAUGAGAGACGCCUUUUCAUGACGGAUGACAUUGAGGAUAUUGCUCUGCACCAGCUGGAUGGGAUAUGCCAUAUACUGCACCUCACCGACCCACGCAAGAUUCAAGAGUGGAUCUCGCACGACGACCACUACUACCUGAACAGCAAAGGUGACAUCAAGAACCUGCACGCGAUUUCAAAGUCCAAAGUGGCCUACUGCAAAGCCUGUUACGCAAAGGAGCAGGAAGUGAUCGGUCAAGCGUCGCGUCUUGCUGAUAAGAAUGAAAAAUUGAUUGGGAUGGAGCUGUUUUCUGGCGCUGGCGGGCUUGGGAUUGGGAUGGAUCUUUCAGGCUUUGUGGAGACGAGGUAUGCGGUCGAGUUUUCGCCGUCGGCAGCAAAGACGUAUGCGCGGAACCAUCCCAACACGAAGGUUUACUGCCAGGACACCAACCACCUCCUCAAACACGCUAUCACGGGUCUGAAUAGCGAGGGCAAGAGAGGUCCUUUGAAGUCGAACGAUGAAAAGACAAUGUGUCCUCCUUUGCCGAAGAAGGGUGAACCUGUGGAUUUCAUCUUUGGUGGUCCACCGUGUCAGUCGUUCUCAAGGAUGAACCAUUCAAAGCGGCGAGACGAUAUCAGAUCGUCUCUGGCGUGUAACAUGCUUAGCUAUGUCGAGCACUACGAGCCGAAAUACUUUCUCCUGGAAAAUGUCGCUGGGUUCUUGGACCACAAAUUGUACACAAAGCAGCAGACUGCAUCAGGCCGGGUGGAGGAACGCAUCGUGCAGUUUGGGAUGAUCAAGUUUUGCUUCAGAACGCUCAUUGCUCUCGGCUACCAGGUGCGCUACCGGCUCCUGCAAGCGGGAGACUACGGUGCGCCGCAGAGUCGGCGGCGGGUGAUCAUCUGGGGCGCGCGGCGCGGGGAACCAUUGCCACAGUUCCCUGUACCUGUGUACGCGUUCCCGAAACGUGCAUGGAGUGUGAAGCUGCCUAGCGGUGGUCGUCUGGAACCACCGACGAGGAGCAAGGGCAAGGAACACCACAACUACGCGCCGCUCCGCCCGAGGACGGUGAAUGAUGCCAUCGGUGACCUGCCACCGUUCGAUUGGAUCAACCCGCAUCGGAUUAUCGCGUCAAGCACGCGCGACCGCGAGGAGUCGAGGCGGCGGCUGUAUGAUAUGAAGAUCCCGCGGUUUGACGCAAUGUCGGACAGCGAGAAGCGGUAUGUAUUUGACGCGCUGCCUGGGUUCCCCGGGGGCGCAAAGUACCCGAUGCCGCCAAAGAACCGGUACCAGGAGUGGCUGCGGCAGGGGAUGGAGGAGGACGAGCUGGUGACGGGUCAGUAUACGACACGGUUUGCACCGCGGAUCGUGGAGGCUACAGUGAAUGUGCCGCUGAGACCGCUGGCUGACCAUCGAGAUCUCCCUGGUAUUCUGCUUGGAGCAAAAAGGAUGAGGCAAAAAGAUGCAAAAGGCAAAAUUUUUUACGGGAGGAUGGAUGGGAAUGGGCAUUUCAAAUGUGCUGUGACGACGCUUUCGCCUGCUACAAAGUCGCAGUGGCCUGUACAUCCUACACAAAAGCGGAUUAUCACGGUUCGAGAGGCAGCACGGUCGCAGGGGUUCCCGGACCACUAUGUGUUUGAAUCAUCGAACAAAAGGGCAGGUCAGAUUGUUGCUGAUCAACUGCGGCAGAUUGGCAAUGCGGUUGCGGUGCCGUUUGCGCUUGCGCUGGGAAAAGAGCUUGGAAAGGCGCUGCUGCAGACAUGGGAGCGGACGGAGCGAGAGGGCAGCGUGGAGGCAUGA